Messenger RNA from Doryrhamphus excisus (bluestripe pipefish), 6917 nucleotides. The record is from RefSeq and is a predicted model, not a curated record. Lineage: Eukaryota; Metazoa; Chordata; Actinopteri; Syngnathiformes; Syngnathidae.
UCCGAUUGUGUCUACUAUACUGGGUAAUACGAAUGUAAACGUGACUACGGUGUUUUAUUUCAUAUCUAGCUGGCUCUAAUAAUGUUUUAAAAACAAUUUAGAAGGUCGUAAACAGGGUUUCUAUAUUAUAUACAUAUAGUAUGAAAACAUUUCAUUUAUAAAGGAGCGUUUUCGCACUGAUAUCAAAUUAAUGGCAGCAAACGAGGGAUUAUAUAAAAUGACGUAAGAAAGGGAUAAAUAAAUUCAUGUUAGCUAGCAAAGUACAGAGUCACCGGUCUCCAUUUUGAGAGCAUGCUAACAGGCGGUUAGCAGACACGUUUUGUAAUAAAUAUAUAAUACGAUCACCAUGUUGUACUACAACCAAAAAGUGUAAGCGAUCCAAGGUAUUAUUUAGAAUUUUAGACAUAAACCCCAAAACUACGCUAAUAAGCAUAAGCAUAAUAAGCCAUGGCACACAUGGAAAACAGGAAGUGGAGGUUGCGUACAUGCAGUUGCGUGCGGCCAGAUCCCUGUGGAUGAAGUUCUUGCUGCUGAGGUACUCCAUACCGCGGGCGAUGUCCGUCAUGAACUUCACCAACAUCUGAGCGGGGAGGUACUGCGGGACAAAAACAUGAGAUGUCAUUCCUCCCGUGUCCAGCAGAGGGCGACAGUAAACACUUAAGGCAUGACUCAUGAAGAAGAGCUCCGUGACGGACGGAGUGUCGGGUGUGGACACAUGUGGAACACUUCGCCACUCACCACGGGACAGUCUCCCAGCCGCGAGUAGAGAAGGUAGCUGUGCAGGUCGCCGUGCUUCAUGUAGGGCAGGAUGACCACGGGGGAGGGGUAGCCUUCGCUCUCCACGGUCUGCAGACACACACCUGAGGAAACACCCUGCAUUACUAAACAAGCUUGAUAAACAUAAAUCUCCAUUUUGUUCUCUGGUGAUGCAUCUUCAGUGUCUCACCCAGCAGCCUCAUGACAUUGGAGUGGUCAAAGUCCUUCAUGCAGAUGGCCUCGCGCAGGAAGUCCUCCAUCUCUGAGCGCGUGCAGAUGGCGACUGGAAGGAGGAGAGAAGGCACGUUUUUGCUUUGGGAUCCGAACCGCGUCAGGACCGUCUUACUCACUCUUCAUGGUCUUGACGGCCACUCGGAGAACAGAGUCUUCUUGGGUCAGCAGACCUUCCAUCACCGAGCCAAACUCUCCUGCGGGAGACAAGCACACAGUCACCGCUAGUUGGCAGAAUAUCAUUUCAGUGCAGUCAUGCAUGUGGAAAUUCAUACAGUGCAAGAAUAUUUUCAAUAUUGGUAAUCAUAAAGCUGCUACAUGUUGUUUUGAUUUAUACUAUUUAUUAUAUUGCCAAGUUAUAUCAAUGUUAUGCUAUGCCAGUCUGGCUUCAGCCCUUGGAAGUCUACCGUGUCCCUGUGUCGUUGGCCUUAACUCAUUUACCUUCUCCCAGCGUCUUUCCCAGCGUCAGCUUGUGUCUGUCCACCAUCACGUCCUGCAGCUUCUGCUUCAGCUCGUCGCUGAUGCCCAGAUUGUUCACUGCACAGCAAAUGCAACAGAAAUCAAUGCAGUGACACUUUACAUUCCCUUUACACACAACAUGUGGACUUCCUGUUCUCCCUGGGGGGGCCCCUGCGUGUGCGACCGACAACUCGCCAACAUUCCAGACGGCAGAUGUGCUAUCAAUCUUGGCUGGAAGCGGAAUGUGCUCGCUGUGUGCAGCAGCAGGCAAGUGCUAGCGUGACCUGCUAUUAGUGCUCAGCGAGGGCAGACAUUAAAUUAGAUGCUGACAACUCUUCCACUUUAACAUAAAUCCUUAAAUGUGUCCCGUCUUUGGCUCCCAGCAUUCCUCCUCAGCCCGGAAUUCUUCUGCUUUCUAGCAAGCUGGGACUUGCACAGGAGGUUUUCCCAAACACUGAGAGCCAUACGUGUGUGUUUACAGUUGGGAAUCGCUGUCUGGAAUCACUGAGACUCAAGGUUUCACGCAUCCAUUUACUUCCCAGCAGUUUGUAGUUUGUCGUGUAAGCGAGUCAGGGUGUCAUCAUCAUCAUACACACCAAGCUCGAUCAAAGUCUGACCUUGUACAGAUGUCUUUUUGGAAUUUUGGUGUGGCUUAGCCAUACAUCCAUCUUAGUCUGCUUAUCCGAGAUAAGGUCAUGGGGGCAGCGACCUAAGAAGACAAGCUCAGACUUCCCUCUCCUCUGCGACUUCAUCCAGACCCACCCGGCAGAUCCUGAGGUGUUCCAAGGCCAGUUGGGAGACAUAGUCUCUCCUACCUUGUUCUGGGUCUUCCCGGUCGGAUGUGCCCUAACACCUCCCUAGCAAGGUGACCGGGAGGCAUCCUGACCAGAUGCCCGAGCCACCUCAUGGCUCCUCUCAAUGUGAAGGAGCUGAGGUUCUACUGCAGUUCCUCCCAGAUGAUGCCUUACCAGGCACUAACCUUACCAGGUUUUGUGGAGAUCGGUGAAACUGGAUUAUUAUUUCAAACAUGUUGGGGGGUGCGAGUGUGUCAAUUUAGAGUGCUAUCCUUUGUGAGAUGCCAUUUUGAAGCUAGUUAAGUGGCGUGUUAGCGGAAUCAACUCACAUGUAGCCUCAGUGGACCUGCGGCUGUAAGAGCGGCGCGCUCGGUAUCGCACCACCAGCUCCCCGCUCUCCAUCAUGGGCUCGAAGGCAUCGCUGCAAACACACCACAAAUGUAUCAAAGGCUGACAUCUCACAGGCGCCCCCCGCACCCUCGGGACUCCACUCACCCGAAGCGUGUUUGCUUCUGCCGCAGCUUAGCCACGUACACGAUCAUGAGCACGGCCAAGGCCACGGCACCGGUGGCGGCCAUCACCACGUACCACCAGUGCCAGGAGAAGGCCGGUGGCGAUGACAGGCCUGCGGGAAUAAAAUACUCAAAACUCAAACAACUGUAGUUUUUAUGACCACAGGGGUGUGAAAUAAUGUUUUCCCCCUUCCUGAUUUAUUUUUUUUGGCAUGUUUGUCACACACACGUGUGUUUCAGAUCACCAAACAAAUGUAAAAAUGCAUUUUUAAAAAAUUAUUAUAAAGGAAGAAAAUAAACUGCAUGGCCCUGCUUGAAAAAGGGAUUGCCCCGCCCCAAGAUCUCAUGUCUAAGCUUUGGGACUCUAGCAAACCACAGCGAGAGCCGUUAUCCACAAAUGGUGAAAACACAGAACAGUGGUGAACCUUCCCAACCAAAAUGACCCCAAGAGCGCUGCCAUGACUCAGGGGAGAGGUCACAAAAGACCCCACAACAACACCCAAAGACGUGCAGGCCUCGUUUGCCUCAGUUAAGGUCAGUGUUCAUGACUCCAACAUAAGACACUGGGCAAAAAAUGGCCUGCAUGGCAGAGUUCCGUGACCAAAACCACUGCUGAACAAAAAGAACAUUAAGGCUCGUCUCAAUUUUGACAAAAAACAUUUGAUGAUCCCCCAGACCUUUGGGAAAAUAGUGGUUUGAGUUGAAAUAUGGUGGUGGUAGUGUGAUGGUCUGGGUCAUACAUACUUCUGUUGGUCAUAUAUGUAUAUUUGAAUAAUGUCAUCGUAUGUUUUGGGUGUAGAAUCCAUGUUAAUGCUCUGCUUUCCAUGAUUUUAAAAUCCCAUGGACAACUCUGCCUUUUUGGCCGUAACGUAUCUCCGAAAUAUUUUUCCCAGCGUCUCGUCUUUUGCCAACUAAAGCGUCUUUAUCUGUCGUCGUGCUGCUUUUGUAUCGUCUGCGUGGCUCCGUGAGACUAAGCAAACAGAGAUGCAGCGCCAAGCUAUAAAUAUUUAUGAUGUCCUCAUUCACAACCCUUCUUCUGUCUCUUCCCUUUUCUCUCGGAGACACACAGGAAGGAGGAGGAGAAAGAAGGCAGUCACCCAGAGUGGGGCUCACCUCGAAACUCUGAAAAAUACAACAACAAAAAAGGAAACAAUGGCUUACUGAGUUCCAACCUUGAAGAUUUAUUUGUACACGUCUCAUCUAUUUGGCUAGCUCUUACAAAAGAUGAUGACGUAAACACGUUGUAGGACAGCGACGGCUUUAUUUUGGAUAUGAACGUCACAGUCUGCAGCGGAGUCCAGGGUCCUUCCCCCGUGUCUGUGUACGCACACACCUGAUAGGUGAUGUUGCUGAGUGGGACAGACAGGUUGAUUGACAGCUGUGUGUCCAGGCCGGCAUCCAUGACAACCUGUCAGCAGAAGAGGACCAGUCAGCAGUUAUCUUUCUACCGGCGGAAGAUGCCAUGUUAGUUUUGGAGCGGCGUACUGCUGGUGCAGCUGUCCAUUCCACAAAGCAUCAGAUGUCCUGGCCUUCAUUGGAGCGUGUGUACUUGGGACCACCGCAGCCAUGAACUCAGCCGGCGGCGUUCAUCGAGGCUACCUGCGGAAGUACGGGGGCUUCGUGUUCAAGCAGUGGAAGGACAAGUACGUGGUGCUCAGCAUGGAGGGAAGCCUGCUGGUGUGCCGCGAUGCCGAGUCGCCGCCCGACCAGGUGGUGGAGCUGUUGAGCCACUGCGAGUUGAUCGUGGAAGGCCGAGAGAUCCUGGAUCUGCCCCGGCUGCCCGCAGGGGGCCGCAGGGACUGCUGCUUCGCCCUCAUCCUGCAGCAGAGCAAGUUCCUGUUGCUGCUCGCCGACAACCCCGACGACUGCACUCUGUGGCUGAAGUUGAUCAGGAAAGUGAGAGAGGGUGUCAUGUCGCCUCCGAGCCUGCAGAGGCAGCGCAGCGUCUCCAGAUGCAUCACUGACAGGGACCCCCUGCCCGACUCCUCCAGCGACAAAGACUCCGGGUCACCCAGGGCCGGCGAGAGCACCCCGCCAUCCCGGGGCGGCUCGUUCAGAGACAGAGGUCACAGUCAAGCCUGCGGACCGCGACGGCCUCAGCGCAGCUUCUCCGUGGCGCCUCCCCACCGCGUGUCGGACUGUCUUCGCCACGGCAACAGCAGCGACGCCCGGGCCGUGAGGGCGGUGUGUCUGCUGAUGGGCGGGGCGGCCGCCUCCUCCGCCCUGGGCUACCUCAGCUCCUGCUCGCCGCCGUCACCGCUGGCCGGCAGAGCUCCCGACGUGGCCCGAGGCCCGGGGGGCUUCGCUGAGAUGUCGGCGGGGGGGAACUUUCACGCCUGCGGCCAGGACGUGGACGCCGACACGCACUUCAACAGCUUCGACUUUGAGGCCGACUCGGACUUUGACGCGUUUGACUGCGGAGGGUUCGCAUUUUAAAAGGACGUGCUUGUCUGUGGUGUUGCUUUCCCUUUAAGAAGUGAUUGCUCAUUUUUAGCACCUGUGUCCUCAUCGAUACCAACAUACGGUGUUCUUCCUGGCUAUGUGCCAUCGCUCCUCAGGUAAAUCAUUCAUCAUAUUGAUUAUUUAUUCUAUCUAGUGGCGAUAAUGACGAAAUAUUUACUACUCCUCCUAGAUUCAUCCUUAAUUAUAAUAAUGAUGAGAACGAAACUUUCACUGGUCUACUUCCGGUUUUGGGAUGUAAUGUACUUGGCGCCAUCUAGUGGUUCAUAAGCGUAAUGACGCCCAUAGUUUUCUGGACAGCAAUUGCACAAGCAUACAGUAUAUUAUAUGCAUAUAUAUAUAUAUAUAUAUAUAUAUAUAUAUAUAUAUAUAUAUAUAUAUAUAUAUAUAGGGUAACACACAAAUAUAAUGUAAACAUAACCAUACUAUCAUAAAAAUAACAUAGUUAAUUUAAAGACUGAAUUUAGUUAAUUUAAAGACUGAAUUUGAUGUGAAAAACUUUGAUUUUGAUUUAUAUAUAGGGUUAAAACAUACAAAUACAAUGUAAACAUAACUAUACUAUCAUAAAAAUAACAGAGUUAAUUCAAAGACUGAAUUUGAUGUGAAAAACUUUGAUUUUGAAAUGCAAAAAAAUGCAAUACAAAUAAAGCAUGAGUACAGUUCAGGUAACCAUGUGCUUUUAUUACCAGUGCAUAUUAAUUCAAAAGAAAGCGAUGUUGCCAUAGUGCCAGAAAAAAGCCUUCCAUAUCGUCUUUUUAUUCCAAAACAAACAAAGAUAUAUUUUUUUACUCUAAGCAGAGGCACAUCAGCGUCUCACUUGGUGUCAAAAGUGGAGGAUCACUAAAAUGCUGUACUUGUUAUUACAUACAAUGACCACCAGGGGGAGCAAAAGGACAAUGCUUGACGGCCUCCAAUAGAAACGCCUGCCAGAUAACAGACUGCUGUCAUUCCUAUUUCCCCAGUAUACAUGUACUCCCAUUCUCUAGUUCUGAGAUGUGUAUUUUUAUAACAAGCACCUCAUUGACAAAAACAAAACAUUUUCAUUUGUUUUACUCUGGCCAUGAUGUAUAUUUUGUUUACAUAAGGAAAUGUUUUUUUGUGCCAAAAUUGAAUAUAAAAUAAUUAAAAUGCGACUAAAGAUGAUCAAAUAAAUUUAAUAACUUGCCCAAUGUCCAUUAAAAUAGGUCAAAUAAUGUAUUAAGUGUCCAUUCAAUAAAUAAAUACAUUGUCAUACAAUCAGAUCACUUACAAGGGAUAAUGUGAGUCGCAUUUGAAUUAUUAAUUUUUUGGUAGAUGUUUUACCUUGAAUGUAAUAAUGGCAUGUGUCGGCUUCUUAAUAGGGUUGGGGUUAUGGUAGGGUUAGUCUUCGUAACCCUAAUCUUAGGGUUAGGGUCCGUCAUCCUAAUCCUACCCCCCCACACACUUUCACUUGUAUAGCACCUUUCCACCUCCAAGGCACUCGGAGCGCUUUGGCACUAUUGGUACAUUUACUUACUGAUGACGCAGCAUCAGGAGCAACUGGGGGUUCAGUAUCUUGCCCAAAGAUGACAUGGAUGACCAUGCCUCCUUAUCCUAAAUUUAAAAAAGGAGACGCCACCCUUGAAAGUGAAAUUGUAAUGCUUCAAAACAAAGCACAUCUAUUUAAAAAAAAAUAGUGUAAAAGCAGAGCUAGUGUAUGAAAUCAAAUAAAUUAGCUUUCCUCCAC